AUGGAACUUUCCUCAGCGUUCUGCUAUUUUUUGGUAUUUAUACGUAAAAAUAAAAACCUGAGCGUAGAUUCUCAGAAAAGGCAGCAUUGUCCAAUUUUUAUUGUAAUUAGCGUACAAUAUAAGUCUGAUAAAAGCUUUAAAAAGCAGGCAAGCUCACAAGUAGCAGAUUUUGAACACGUAAGGAGAAGUGUGGCGGGUUUGUUCACCCCUCUGUCGGGAGAUGUCGGCGGGGGUCGGUUGGGAUCGGGAGGCUGCGUCGCAGAGCGCGCGCGCGUACCCGGCCGCUUCGUCAUUGCGACGGAGGCUGUCGUGUGUCGGCGCUGGUCCGUGCGAGCGCUAGUCCGCACCGAGAUCGUGACACCUGGCUCGCGAACCGCGUACACGCCCUCGGAGCCCGGGAAACCCUAUCCCAUUGAAACCUAUCCCGCGGAGCCCGACUCGCGAUCCCGCUGUCCGCGAAGUGCAUGUGUUCAUUGUCCUCAGCUCAGUGAAACCGAUACCGGGACCGGCGAUUGUGGCGCGAUG
Brenthis ino (lesser marbled fritillary) is the source of this 525-nucleotide messenger RNA. The record is from the annotation of a GenBank genome assembly. Lineage: Eukaryota; Metazoa; Arthropoda; Insecta; Lepidoptera; Nymphalidae.